Molecule: messenger RNA, 526 nt
Organism: Hyalella azteca
Lineage: Eukaryota; Metazoa; Arthropoda; Malacostraca; Amphipoda; Hyalellidae
Exons: 2
Coding region: 82-396 (104 amino acids)
Source: RefSeq, a predicted model, not a curated record
CGAAAAGGCCUCUCUACCUUUGAUACUGAAGCGUCAGGCUAUUUUCCUCAGGAGCAAAGCACCUUCUGAACAGCAGCUAAGAUGACGCUUGCCAAGUCAACCCUCGCUUUCCUUGUCAUCGCAGUCGUCAUCACGGAAACUGUCUUCGCUCAGCCGGUCCAAGUUGCGGACAGCCCGCUGGUGGUCGCGGAUGAAGCAGAAGCUUCCGCGCUGUCAGCCGACGAGUUGUCUGUACACGAAUUUUCGUCAGACGAAUUACCAGCACUUCGGCAGUUCCUGGAUGAAACAGUAGUGGACGACCAAAAAGAUUUCGGAGUGCAAGAAAACCGGAGAUGGCGCUUGUUGUGCGUACGUAAUCCGAGCGGAGGACUGACGUGCUGGGUUGUCCCCGCUUAAAUGAACUGAACUCGCGGGGCUGAGAAGAAAACCUGAUGACGCUCCAAGCAGUGAAGCGUGUGUACGCAAUGGAUUGUUCCAUCAAUAAAAUAACAAAUAAAAAUUGUGAACAUAACGUGCAAUAAUAUAA